Molecule: messenger RNA, 10609 nt
Organism: Cydia strobilella
Lineage: Eukaryota; Metazoa; Arthropoda; Insecta; Lepidoptera; Tortricidae
Gene: Chc
Product: clathrin heavy chain
Exons: 29
Coding region: 344-8230 (2628 amino acids)
Biological process (GO): receptor-mediated endocytosis; intracellular protein transport
Cellular component (GO): cell cortex; clathrin coat of coated pit; clathrin complex
Molecular function (GO): structural molecule activity; clathrin light chain binding
Source: RefSeq, a predicted model, not a curated record
GAUAUCUGCCAUUUCAUUUGUAUAUGUGGCAGCUGCGGGUGUUGUAGAAUUUUUGUAAUUUCUCCACAUAUUAGAGAAGUUAUCAAGCCCUAUUUUUCCUUAAUGUAGAAAUAAAUCGAUUGUGUGAGUGAAUAAAUAGCUACGUCACUAUAAAUUCAUAAAUUAUUUCAUAGAUAUCCGGCCGUUGUCAUUCUCGCUUUCAAGUAACGCCAUGUUGAUUGUCAAAAGUGUUUUCCGAUGAGACAGCAGUGAAAAGAAUUUUUUGUGUUAUCAUUUCAGACUGCGAUUUCGAAGAGUCGCGUGUAAUUUAAAUCGGUCUAGUUAGAGUAAAGAUCUAGCAGCCAUGGCGCAAGUAUUGCCUAUUAGGUUCCAGGAGCACCUGCAGCUCACAAAUGUUGGCAUCAAUCCAGCAUCUAUUUCCUUCAACACCCUCACAAUGGAGUCGGACAAGUUCAUCUGUGUCCGGGAGAAAGUGGGAGAGACGGCGGAGGUGGUCAUCAUUGACAUGGCGGACCCCACCAAUCCUAUAAGGAGGCCUAUCAGUGCUGAUUCGGCCAUUAUGAAUCCGGCCAGCAAGGUUAUCGCGCUGAAGGGGAAGGCUGGUGUUGAAGCCCAAAAGACACUACAAAUCUUCAACAUCGAGAUGAAGUCCAAAAUGAAGGCCCACACCAUGACCGAAGACGUGGUGUUCUGGAAGUGGAUAUCGCUGAACACACUGGCCCUAGUGACCAAGAUGUCGGUGUACCACUGGUCCAUGGAGGGCGACUCCACCCCCGUCAAGAUGUUCGACCGGCACUCGUCGCUCGCCGACUGUCAGAUCAUCAACUACAGGACCGAUCCGAAGCAGCAGUGGUUACUGCUUGUUGGUAUCUCCGCUCAGCAGAACCGCGUGGUAGGAGCCAUGCAGCUCUACUCCGUAGAGCGCAAGUGCUCACAGCCUAUCGAGGGUCACGCGGCCUCCUUCGCCACGUUCAAGGCCGAAGGCAACGCUGAACCGUCGACGCUGUUCUGCUUCGCCGUGCGGACCGCGCAGGGCGGCAAACUACAUGUCAUCGAGGUCGGCCAGACGCCGGCGGGCAACCAGCCGUUCCCCAAGAAGGCAGUGGACGUGUUCUUCCCCGCCGAAGCGCAGAACGACUUCCCCGUCGCCAUGCAGGUCUCCCCCAAAUAUGACGUCAUCUAUCUCAUCACCAAAUACGGGUACAUCCACAUGUACGACAUCGAAACCGGGACCUGUAUCUACAUGAACCGUAUCUCCUCGGACACCAUUUUCGUGACGGCUCCCCAUGAGGCUACUGGCGGUAUCAUUGGCGUGAACCGCAAAGGCCAAGUCCUCUCUGUAACCGUAGAAGAGGACUCCAUCGUGCCCUACAUCAACACGGUCCUGCAGAACCCAGAGCUCGCCCUGCGGUUGGCCGUGCGCAACAACUUGGCUGGGGCUGAAGAGCUGUUCGUCAGGAAGUUCAACAUGCUGUUCACCAAUGCACAGUACGGCGAGGCCGCCAAGGUGGCAGCAAUGGCGCCGCGAGGCAUCCUUCGCACCCCGCAGACCAUCCAGCGUUUCCAGCAAGUUCCAACCCAGCCAGGACAGACGUCCCCCUUACUCCAGUAUUUCGGAAUCCUGCUGGACCAGGCGCAGCUCAACAAGUUCGAGUCGCUCGAGCUGUGCAAACCGGUCUUGUUGCAAGGUCGCAAACAGCUGCUGGAAAAGUGGCUUAAGGAAGAAAAGCUAGAAUGCUCAGAGGAGCUUGGAGAUCUGGUGAAGCAGGUUGACCCCACGCUGGCUCUCUCAGUGUACCUGCGGGCCAAUGUGGCCAGCAAGGUCAUCCAGUGCUUCGCCGAGACCGGACAGUUCCAGAAGAUUGUGCUGUAUGCUAAGAAGGUCGGCUACACGCCCGACUACAUAUUCCUGCUGCGCUCCGUGAUGCGCACCAACCCCGAGCAAGGCGCCGGCUUCGCGGGCAUGCUGGUCGCCGAGGACCCGCCCCUGGCCGACAUCAACCAGAUCGUGGACGUGUUCAUGGAGCAGAACAUGGUGCAGCAGUGCACGGCGUUCCUGCUGGACGCGCUCAAGAACAACCGGCCCGAGGAGGGGCCGCUGCAGACCAGGCUGCUAGAGAUGAACCUGAUGUCAGCUCCCCAAGUGGCGGACGCGAUCCUCGGCAACGCCAUGUUCACGCGCUACGACCGCGCGCACGUGGCGCAGCUGUGCGAGAAGGCCGGCCUGCUGCAGCGCGCGCUCGAGCACUACACCGACCUGUACGACAUCAAGCGGGCCGUGGUUCACACCCACCUGCUCUCAGCCGAAUGGCUGGUCACCUACUUUGGCAGCCUGUCCGUCGAGGAUUCCCUCGAGUGCCUCAAGGCCAUGUUACAAGCCAACAUCCGCCAGAACCUGCAGAUCUGCGUGCAAAUCGCCACCAAGUACCACGAACAGCUAACAACGAAGGCGCUCAUUGAGCUGUUUGAGAGCUUCAAGACUUACGAGGGCCUUUUCUACUUCCUGGGCUCCAUUGUCAACUUUAGCCAGGACCCGGAAGUCCACUUCAAGUAUAUUCAGGCCGCCUGCAAGACCGGUCAAAUCAAGGAGGUGGAACGCAUCUGCCGCGAGUCCAACUGCUACAACGCGGAGCGCGUCAAGAACUUCCUCAAAGAAGCCAAGCUGCCCGACCAGCUGCCGCUCAUCAUCGUCUGCGACCGCUUCGACUUCGUGCACGACCUCGUGCUGUACCUGUACAGGAACAGCCUGCAGAAGUACAUCGAGAUCUACGUGCAGAAGGUGAACCCGUCGCGUCUACCUGUUGUGGUGGGCGGUCUGCUGGACGUGGACUGCACCGAGGACAUCAUCAAGAACCUCAUUCUGGUGGUGCGCGGACAGUUCUCCACUGACGAGCUCGUGGCCGAGGUGGAGAAGAGGAACAGACUGAAGCUGCUACUGCCGUGGCUAGAAACCCGCGUGCACGAGGGCUGCAACGAGCCCGCCACGCACAACGCGCUCGCCAAGAUCUACAUAGACUCCAACAACAACCCCGAGCGGUUCCUCAAGGAGAACCAAUGGUACGACUCCCGCGUAGUCGGCAAGUACUGCGAGAAGCGCGAUCCCCACCUCGCCUGCGUCGCUUACGAACGCGGGCAGUGCGACAGAGAGCUGAUCGCCGUGUGCAACGACAACUCGCUGUUCAAGACGCAGGCGCGCUACCUCGUGCGCCGCCGCGACCAGGAGCUGUGGCUCGAGGUGCUCGCCGAGUCCAACCCCUACAAGCGGCAGCUCAUCGACCAGGUAUGUACUGUCUGCAACAACUCGCUGUUCAAGACGCAGGCGCGCUACCUCGUGCGCCGCCGCGACCAGGAGCUGUGGCUCGAGGUGCUCGCCGAGUCCAACCCCUACAAGCGGCAGCUCAUCGACCAGGUAUGUACUGUCUGCAACAACUCGCUGUUCAAGACGCAGGCGCGCUACCUCGUGCGCCGCCGCGACCAGGAGCUGUGGCUCGAGGUGCUCGCCGAGUCCAACCCCUACAAGCGGCAGCUCAUCGACCAGGUAUGUACUGUCUGCAACAACUCGCUGUUCAAGACGCAGGCGCGCUACCUCGUGCGCCGCCGCGACCAGGAGCUGUGGCUCGAGGUGCUCGCCGAGUCCAACCCCUACAAGCGGCAGCUCAUCGACCAGGUAUGUACUGUCUGCAACAACUCGCUGUUCAAGACGCAGGCGCGCUACCUCGUGCGCCGCCGCGACCAGGAGCUGUGGCUCGAGGUGCUCGCCGAGUCCAACCCCUACAAGCGGCAGCUCAUCGACCAGGUAUGUACUGUCUGCAACAACUCGCUGUUCAAGACGCAGGCGCGCUACCUCGUGCGCCGCCGCGACCAGGAGCUGUGGCUCGAGGUGCUCGCCGAGUCCAACCCCUACAAGCGGCAGCUCAUCGACCAGGUAUGUACUGUCUGCAACAACUCGCUGUUCAAGACGCAGGCGCGCUACCUCGUGCGCCGCCGCGACCAGGAGCUGUGGCUCGAGGUGCUCGCCGAGUCCAACCCCUACAAGCGGCAGCUCAUCGACCAGGUAUGUACUGUCUGCAACAACUCGCUGUUCAAGACGCAGGCGCGCUACCUCGUGCGCCGCCGCGACCAGGAGCUGUGGCUCGAGGUGCUCGCCGAGUCCAACCCCUACAAGCGGCAGCUCAUCGACCAGGUAUGUACUGUCUGCAACAACUCGCUGUUCAAGACGCAGGCGCGCUACCUCGUGCGCCGCCGCGACCAGGAGCUGUGGCUCGAGGUGCUCGCCGAGUCCAACCCCUACAAGCGGCAGCUCAUCGACCAGGUAUGUACUGUCUGCAACAACUCGCUGUUCAAGACGCAGGCGCGCUACCUCGUGCGCCGCCGCGACCAGGAGCUGUGGCUCGAGGUGCUCGCCGAGUCCAACCCCUACAAGCGGCAGCUCAUCGACCAGGUAUGUACUGUCUGCAACAACUCGCUGUUCAAGACGCAGGCGCGCUACCUCGUGCGCCGCCGCGACCAGGAGCUGUGGCUCGAGGUGCUCGCCGAGUCCAACCCCUACAAGCGGCAGCUCAUCGACCAGGUAUGUACUGUCUGCAACAACUCGCUGUUCAAGACGCAGGCGCGCUACCUCGUGCGCCGCCGCGACCAGGAGCUGUGGCUCGAGGUGCUCGCCGAGUCCAACCCCUACAAGCGGCAGCUCAUCGACCAGGUAUGUACUGUCUGCAACAACUCGCUGUUCAAGACGCAGGCGCGCUACCUCGUGCGCCGCCGCGACCAGGAGCUGUGGCUCGAGGUGCUCGCCGAGUCCAACCCCUACAAGCGGCAGCUCAUCGACCAGGUAUGUACUGUCUGCAACAACUCGCUGUUCAAGACGCAGGCGCGCUACCUCGUGCGCCGCCGCGACCAGGAGCUGUGGCUCGAGGUGCUCGCCGAGUCCAACCCCUACAAGCGGCAGCUCAUCGACCAGGUAUGUACUGUCUGCAACAACUCGCUGUUCAAGACGCAGGCGCGCUACCUCGUGCGCCGCCGCGACCAGGAGCUGUGGCUCGAGGUGCUCGCCGAGUCCAACCCCUACAAGCGGCAGCUCAUCGACCAGGUAUGUACUGUCUGCAACAACUCGCUGUUCAAGACGCAGGCGCGCUACCUCGUGCGCCGCCGCGACCAGGAGCUGUGGCUCGAGGUGCUCGCCGAGUCCAACCCCUACAAGCGGCAGCUCAUCGACCAGGUAUGUACUGUCUGCAACAACUCGCUGUUCAAGACGCAGGCGCGCUACCUCGUGCGCCGCCGCGACCAGGAGCUGUGGCUCGAGGUGCUCGCCGAGUCCAACCCCUACAAGCGGCAGCUCAUCGACCAGGUAUGUACUGUCUGCAACAACUCGCUGUUCAAGACGCAGGCGCGCUACCUCGUGCGCCGCCGCGACCAGGAGCUGUGGCUCGAGGUGCUCGCCGAGUCCAACCCCUACAAGCGGCAGCUCAUCGACCAGGUAUGUACUGUCUGCAACAACUCGCUGUUCAAGACGCAGGCGCGCUACCUCGUGCGCCGCCGCGACCAGGAGCUGUGGCUCGAGGUGCUCGCCGAGUCCAACCCCUACAAGCGGCAGCUCAUCGACCAGGUAUGUACUGUCUGCAACAACUCGCUGUUCAAGACGCAGGCGCGCUACCUCGUGCGCCGCCGCGACCAGGAGCUGUGGCUCGAGGUGCUCGCCGAGUCCAACCCCUACAAGCGGCAGCUCAUCGACCAGGUAUGUACUGUCUGCAACAACUCGCUGUUCAAGACGCAGGCGCGCUACCUCGUGCGCCGCCGCGACCAGGAGCUGUGGCUCGAGGUGCUCGCCGAGUCCAACCCCUACAAGCGGCAGCUCAUCGACCAGGUAUGUACUGUCUGCAACAACUCGCUGUUCAAGACGCAGGCGCGCUACCUCGUGCGCCGCCGCGACCAGGAGCUGUGGCUCGAGGUGCUCGCCGAGUCCAACCCCUACAAGCGGCAGCUCAUCGACCAGGUAUGUACUGUCUGCAACAACUCGCUGUUCAAGACGCAGGCGCGCUACCUCGUGCGCCGCCGCGACCAGGAGCUGUGGCUCGAGGUGCUCGCCGAGUCCAACCCCUACAAGCGGCAGCUCAUCGACCAGGUUGUCCAAACAGCUCUCUCAGAAACGCAAGACCCAGAAGACAUCUCAGUGACAGUAAAAGCUUUCAUGACCGCCGAUCUGCCCAAUGAGCUCAUAGAACUGCUCGAGAAGAUCGUGCUCGACAACUCCGUGUUCUCCGACCAUAGGAACCUGCAGAACUUGCUUAUCCUGACAGCAAUAAAGGCGGACCGCACUCGCGUGAUGGAGUACAUCAACCGCCUGGACAACUACGACGCGCCCGACAUCGCCAACAUCGCCAUCAACAACGAGCUCUACGAGGAGGCGUUCGCUAUCUUCAAGAAGUUUGACGUUAACACCUCUGCUAUCCAGGUGUUAAUAGAACAAGUGAAGGACCUGGAGCGCGCGAACGAAUUCGCCGAGCGCUGCAACGAGCCCGGCGUGUGGUCGCAGCUCGCCAAGGCCCAACUCCAACAGGGGCUGGUGAAGGAGGCCAUCGACUCGUACAUCAAGGCCGACGACCCCUCCGCCUACAUGGACGUGGUCGCCACCGCCACACAGGAGCAGUCGUGGGACGACCUCGUCAGAUACUUACAGAUGGCCCGCAAGAAGGCGCGCGAAUCCUACAUCGAAUCGGAACUGAUCUACGCAUACGCCCGCACCGGCCGCCUCGCCGACCUCGAGGAGUUCAUCUCCGGCCCCAACCACGCCGACAUACAGAAGAUCGGCGACCGCUGCUUCGACGACAAGAUGUACAACGCAGCGAAGUUGCUGUAUAACAACGUCAGCAACUUCGCCCGCCUCGCCAUCACGCUCGUGCACCUCAAGGAGUUCCAGGGCGCGGUGGACAGCGCACGCAAGGCCAACUCCACCCGCACGUGGAAGGAGGUGUGCUUCGCGUGCGUGGACGCGGGCGAGUUCAGGCUGGCGCAGAUGUGCGGCCUGCACAUCGUCGUGCACGCCGACGAGCUCGAGGACCUCAUCAACUACUACCAGGACCGGGGCCACUUCGACGAGCUGAUCAGCCUGCUAGAAGCGGCACUCGGAUUGGAGCGCGCACACAUGGGCAUGUUCACGGAACUUGCUAUUCUUUACUCCAAGUACAAGCCCGCCAAGAUGCGAGAGCACCUAGAGCUCUUCUGGUCCAGGGUUAACAUCCCCAAGGUUCUGCGUGCAGCCGAGCACGCGCACCUGUGGUCGGAGCUGGUGUUCCUGUACGACAAGUACGAGGAGUACGACAACGCCGCCACCACCAUGAUGCAGCACCCCACCGAGGCCUGGCGCGAGGGACACUUCAAGGACAUCAUCACUAAAGUCGCAAACAUGGAGCUAUACUACCGCGCGAUCCAAUUCUACCUGGACUACAAACCUCUCCUCCUCAACGACCUGCUACUGGUGCUGGCGCCGCGCAUGGACCACACUCGCGCCGUGAGCUUCUUCACCAAGGCCGGCCACCUGCAGCUGGUGAAGGCCUACCUGCGCUCCGUGCAGAGCCUCAACAAUAAGGCCGUCAACGAGGCGCUCAACUCGCUGCUCAUCGACGAGGAGGACUACCAGGGACUACGGACAUCGAUAGACGCGUUCGACAAUUUCGACACAAUCGCGCUCGCGCAGCAAUUGGAGAAACACGAGCUCACAGAGUUCAGAAGAAUCGCGGCGUACCUGUACAAAGGAAACAACCGGUGGAAGCAAUCAGUGGAGCUGUGCAAGAAGGACGCCCUGUACGCGGACGCCAUGGAGUACGCCGCCGAGUCGCGCCAGUCCGACGUGGCCGAGGAGCUGCUCGACUGGUUCCUGCAGCGCGACAACUACGAGUGCUUCUCCGCCUGCCUCUACCAGUGUUACGACCUAUUGAAACCCGACGUUGUCAUCGAGCUGGCGUGGAGGCAUAACAUCAUGGACUUCGCCAUGCCAUUCCUUAUUCAGACUGUCCGGGAAUUGACGACGAAAGUAGAGAAGCUCGAAGAAGCGGACGCGAAACGCAGCACCGAGAGCGCCGAGAACGACACCAAGCCCGCCAUGAUGAUGGAGCCGCAGCUCAUGCUCACCGCCGGCCCGUCCAUGGCGUACCCCGGCGUGCCGGCGCAGGCGUCGCCCUACGCGUACGCCGCGCAGGCGCCCUCGCCCGCGCCCUACCACGGCUACGGCAUGUAGGGCUCCACCCGCCCGGGCCCAGGGCCAGGGCCCCAGCACGCGCGACCGCCCAAGCCCGAGAGGGGACCCAGAAGGAACGAGGAACCCCCCGUGUCCUCCGAUACUCACUUUUAUCUCAGUUCUACACUUACCUAACCGUUUUAAAUUCUUUAGAUGUUAUGUCAGUCGGUAAUGUUAUAUUACUAACAUUCAUUCUAAUGUAACAUCUGAUAUGUUUUUGUAAAAGCUCCCUAGGUAGAUGAUCGUAGAAGUCGGGUAGAAGUGCCCAAAUACCUAGACUUACGAUAGGAGGCGAACGUUCCGUCUCUCGCUGUUCUCGGCUAAAAAACAGGGGAGAACGUGUGAGCUGCUAAAGUGUUCGUUAAACGCGAAACGCGUAUAUAACAUCGUAAGCUUUCUGAACACUAGUCAUGUUUGUAGCAAAUUUGAACGUUAUUGUGAUGAAAAUAAGGUUCAUUCUUAUUUUAUCUCCCAGCCCCUUUCGUAAGUCUAGGAGUGUGAGGACGUGAAAAUGGCAAUCGAACGCGAGUAGUGCCGUAGAUGAGACGUCGAUCGUCAUUUGGCGUCCAUAUAGAGUACGUUCCGAUGGAGUCCCGGGCUCGCAGUCUCGUUGAUGUAAACACGCAUUGGAUGCGCUCUCUAUGCAAUUCCGACCGGAGUUACACCGUUCCGACCGUUGGCUAUGUAUGAUAAGUGAACACUCCCGCGCCCCUGCCGAGGCCUAAGUUACGCUCUAGUAUUCUAUUUUGUAUUCUCAUUUUGUAAAAAGGUACUUGCGUCGGAAGUGCAUAGAGAUACCUUUAAGAUUUACGAAUAGAUUAGCGAUUGGGCUGACGACUAGAACUAUAUAAAAUGUUGGCCUGUACAAAAUUAUAAUAUAUUUGAUGGUGAAGUUGCUCUCGUGACUACAAAGUGCUUUAUUUUUAAAAUGGAAUGAGAGUUAUAAUAUAUGAUCGGUCUGUUGGCCGUUGGUUUUGCGUAGCUGUAGUGUUAGUCCGCGCGCACACGAUCAUACCACUGCGAGUUUAUAAUAGCAGCGCUAUACGGAUUGUGUAAUCGUUAGGUGCAUAACAUUCAAUGUAUCGUAAUAUCUAUACCGAGCAACAUUGUCACUCGUUCAUGAUACGAUUACAACCGAAAAGCCAAGUUGUAUGUUGUUUGAAGUGUACGCGAGUGGAGUCGCGAGCCCCGGCCUGUAGGGAAUGUCGUCCGAAAUCUAAAUUAAUAAAUUAUUGAAAUUAAUACUUUAAAUAUGAUUAUUUGUCAAUGUUAUCAAUAUUAUCAAAUUGUAUGUUAGUUUUCAUUUAGUAUUUUUAUAUUACUGAAAAGACUCAUAGUUGAAAUGUUCAUAUAAACAGAUCUUAAAAAUAAAUCGAACUAUAAUUUAUAAAAUAGUGCAAUAAUAAUACUUAAAUCAUAUAACCAAAUACCAACGAAUAAAUGCAUGCACGAAAUUUAUCUUCAAUAUGAAUGUACAAAAACACUAUAUUUCGGGAGUUGACCGCGUUUGUAUGUAUAUAAUGCUUUCACAUGUUUAGACUCGGCCAAGACUGGCCGAUUACAGGAAAAAGAGGUUACGAGUAUCGUAGCGGUUUCAUAAUUUCUAGAUACGUUUAGGUUUAGUUUAGGCGAAAUUAGUGGUACGAUGUUAUUUUUGAGUAAAAUGUUGAACCGUGUGCGAGGUUUACACAACACGCUUUAGUUGCGUCCGUAUCGCACUGGGAAUGAUGCCUUCGCUAGAUAAGUCAAAUAUGUCUCUUAUGAAGCGGCCGAGCUAGCUGCUACUGGCGAAUAUUAGCGCAAGACAUAGGAACAUCCUGUGCCGACUUAUAUGUUGGUUACUUUCGUCAUAUUCGCUGGUAGGGCUUGUAGGUGUUGGCCCGCGAGGCACUCUGGGGAACCUUAGCCUUUUAUGUAUGUUACAUUUUUCAUUUUUGUAUACACAUUAUUAUUUCGAGAGAUUCAUAUUUUACCCAGAUUUACGCGAAAUAACCCCAGAAAUGCCUUAUUAUUCUUAGAAUACGUAGAUUGCAUUCAUUUGUAAUUCAUUCUGUAUCUUAAAAGCAUGUAGUCGCAGACAAAUCACCUUAAGGUAUUAAAUUGGACUAAUAAUGGUUAUCAGAUACAGAAUUGUUACUUAUUGUAUAAUGCGAGUUGCAAAUAAAUCAUUGAUGUUAAAAUGAUUCAUUCAAAUCAUUCCUAUCACAUUAUGAUAAUAAUAAUAGCAAUUGUUAUAUGUUUAUUUCUUUCGUAAUAAUACAUCUUUAACAUAAACUUGUGGAAAGAAAGUUCAUUGUUCUAUUAUUAAUAUUGUAUUUAUUCAUGUAUGAUAAUGUUUUCCUGAAUUUUAUUAUAGUAAGAAAUAAAUAUUAAUAAACU